Nannochloropsis gaditana CCMP526 is the source of this 828-nucleotide messenger RNA. Its product is annotated as myb-like dna-binding domain containing protein. Gene Ontology annotation, molecular function: RNA polymerase II cis-regulatory region sequence-specific DNA binding; DNA-binding transcription factor activity, RNA polymerase II-specific. The transcript has a single exon. Gene Ontology annotation, biological process: regulation of DNA-templated transcription. The annotation marks the transcript as partial. Gene Ontology annotation, cellular component: nucleus. The record is from RefSeq and is a predicted model, not a curated record.
AUGUCCACGGUGGCCUCUGUUGGAGAAGGCUUGAAGCGACGGGCGUCGGGGAAGCCAGAGAAGCCCAGACAAGGAGCUUUGCACGACCCCUUGGGCCACGACGAUGAAGAUGCUUUCCGUGAACUGGACGAGUGUUUCCACAACGCUGACGGGCUGAUGCCCCGGGUAUCUCGGGAAGAGGACUUGGUCUAUCUAGGGGGAAAAGGAGGCCCUGCUCUGUUCGCGCUCCACCAUCAAGGUCAGGCGGGCAUGUCUCCUCCGUUGCAUGAGAGUGGAGACUUAAACGUGUCCGGGAGCGAGGGCGAAAAGCUCUCGAAUCGCGGUGUCUUUCUCACAGGUAAGGAGGCGGCAAAGCUCCGGUCCCGGGAGCCACUCGCCGGAGACACCGUGUCGAGAGGAGAGACCGGAGGGGACAUCCACCGUACGGAAAGUGCCUCAAGUGACCAAACUUCCGGCUGCGACAGCCAUGCCAGCAGCAUCAGCACGGGGGCUACGGCACUGAGCAAGAAGCGGCCGUGGAAGCCGGAGGAGGAUGAGUACUUGCGCGCUUUGGUUCACCGUCAAGGCGCGCGGGACUGGGGCCAGAUUGCGGAACAUUUUGAGAAUCGGAACGGAAAGCAAUGCCACCAGCGUUGGAACUACUUUUUGAGCCCCACGGUUCACUCUGGGGCCUGGACCGCGGAGGAGGACGAGAAGAUCGUGAAUUUCCAAUGUCUUCUCGGCAAUAAGUGGGCGCGAAUUGCUACCCAUAUACCCGGACGUACGGGGCACGCAGUGAAAAACCGGGCCCACCAGAUUGCGAACAAGAUGAGGAAACGCGAGCGGAAA